CGGGGCGGACACCUGGCUGGGUGGGGCCAAGGGGCGGUACACACCCUGGGGGAAGCCAAUGAGAAAAUCAGGCCCGGCCCGAGGGGGCGGUGCCGUCGGUCACAUGCGCACCUGGGGCGGGCGGUGGCGGAGGCGCGGGCACCGCGAGCCGGCGGCAGGGAGCUGGGCCGGGCUGGGGCGGGGUUAGGCAGGUGAGUGACAGGCUCCGGGGGGCCGGCCCCAGCUGGGAGCCCCGGGCGAUCAGGGAGUAGCUGCGAAGGUGCCCGCCCCCUCUCUCCGCCCCUCCCGCGGAGCUGGUCUCCGGCCGGGCACCGUCGCGGGCCCCCCUGGCCCGGCCACCUGGGACUGUGCUGGGGAAUCGGCCACCUCCCUCACUCCCCUCGCCCGCAAAGUUUGUGGCGAAGCCGGCGCCCGGGCAGAGCGCGCCCCCGGGGGGAGAUCGAGGAGCGCCCGAUGCGGGGAGGCAGGAGCCGUUGACCCGGGACGUCGCCGUCCGGGGCAGAAGCACGGAGCAGCCGACAAGCCCGCCGCCUCCGGUGCAUGGGGCCCGGCUGAAGAGCCAGCAUGGGCAACUGCGUGGGGAGACAGCGCCGGGAGAGGCCGGCCGCCCCGGGACACCCCCGCAAGCGAGCAGGGCGCAAUGAGCCCCUGAAGAAGGAGCGGCUGAAGUGGAAGAGUGACUACCCCAUGACUGACGGGCAGCUGCGGAGCAAACGGGAUGAGUUCUGGGACACGGCACCUGCCUUUGAGGGCCGCAAGGAGAUCUGGGACGCCCUCAAGGCCGCCGCCUAUGCAGCCGAGGCCAACGACCAUGAGCUGGCUCAGGCCAUCCUGGAUGGAGCCAGCAUCACCCUGCCUCAUGGCACCCUCUGUGAAUGCUAUGAUGAGCUGGGCAAUCGCUACCAGCUGCCCAUCUACUGCCUGUCGCCGCCCGUGAACCUCCUGCUGGAGCACACGGAGGAGGAGAGCCUGGAGCCGCCUGAGCCCACGCCCGGGGUGCGCCGCGAGUUCCCCCUGAAGGUGCGCCUCUCCACGGGCAAGGACGUGAGGCUCAGCGCCAGCCUGCCCGACACGGUGGGGCAGCUGAAGAGGCAGCUGCACACCCAGGAGGGCAUCGAGCCGUCCUGGCAGCGGUGGUUCUUCUCCGGGAAGCUGCUCACAGACCGCACGCGACUCCAGGAAACCAAGAUCCAGAAAGAUUUUGUCAUCCAGGUCAUCAUCAACCAGCCCCCGCCGCCCCAGGACUGAGGAGCCCGCGGACCCCUGGGAAGAGAAGCCGUGGAGGCUUCUUCGGGGUGAAGAGGCCCCCCCCGCCGGCUGAGCACUGGGUGCCCCCACCCUGCCUCCACGUGCUGUCGCUUUCUUCAGGGGCGCCUCCGGCCGCGUGGCUGCUGGGCCAGCCGUGAAGGGGCCCUGCCUCCCAGGCGCCCCGGCCCCUGGGGCCCCCGGUGCCCUGCACCCAGGAAGCAGUGCUGCCACACACAGGCUUUGCCAGCCUUGUUGGAGAAAAGGCGAACGGGGGCCUUCCACCCUGCCUCUCUCCCGCAGCAGGUUCGAGCCACGAGCGCCAGCCCGGAGGCCCCUGGAGCCCAGAUCUGUCCUCUGGUGCUGCCGGCUGUGCUCACUCCGGUUUUCUGCUCAGGGUCUGAAGCAGCUGCUGUCCCCUUCCCCUGCCCCCACUCCCUGACUUUGCCCUGGGCCCAGUGCCGGUCCCCUGGAGGGGAGGGGAUGGCCCGUGAGCCCCAGGGGCAUGGAGCCUGAGGCCGGCCUCUGCCUCUCCCUGCCCCUCAGCACAAUUGGCAGAGGUGGAGCGGGCAGGUGGCUGGAGGGCUGUGCUGUUGAGGCAGGGGUCUGCACGGGGCCAUCUCCUGGCUGUAACCCAAGCGGUGGGGGGGGGGGGUCUGCAGCCUGGCCAUGGCCCACCACAGGUCCCUGUGUACAGACAUAUCUGCAUAUUUAUCAAUAAAGCCUUUUGCUCCUUCCUUCUCUCUCGCCUAGCUUUGCCUGUGGGCUCCCCAGCCCCGCUGUGGAACCAGUUCUGGCGUGGCAGCGGACAGUAGGGAGCUUCGAA
Zalophus californianus (California sea lion) is the source of this 2071-nucleotide messenger RNA. It is a transcript of the gene UBTD1, whose product is annotated as ubiquitin domain containing 1. Lineage: Eukaryota; Metazoa; Chordata; Mammalia; Carnivora; Otariidae. The record is from RefSeq and is a predicted model, not a curated record. Gene Ontology annotation, molecular function: protein binding. Bases 565 to 1248 code for a protein of 227 amino acids. The transcript has 3 exons.